Molecule: messenger RNA, 1467 nt
Organism: Phragmites australis (common reed)
Lineage: Eukaryota; Viridiplantae; Streptophyta; Magnoliopsida; Poales; Poaceae
Product: COP9 signalosome complex subunit 6
Exons: 9
Coding region: 124-1125 (333 amino acids)
Biological process (GO): protein deneddylation
Cellular component (GO): COP9 signalosome
Molecular function (GO): metallopeptidase activity; protein binding
Source: RefSeq, a predicted model, not a curated record
CUCUCACCUAAGCACGCCAAAAGCCACCACAACCCAAAAACCCCCCAACACCACCUCCUCCCCGUCGCCGUCGCAAUCGCUGCCGGCGCUAGCUAGGUCACGCCUCCUCUCCCCGCUCCGACGAUGUCGGCGCCCUCCGACCCUGCGGCGACCGAGGCCACAUCCCACGCGCCCGCGUCCGCAGCGUCCGCCGCCUCCUCAAGCAGUGGCCUCACCUUUAAGCUUCACCCCCUCGUCAUCGUGAACGUCUCUGACCACCACACCCGCGUCAAGGCCCAGGCCGCCUGCUCCGGGGACAGCUCCUCCUCGUCCGGUGCGGCGGCGGGACAGCCGCCGAGGGUGUUCGGGUGCGUGAUCGGGGUGCAGCGCGGGCGGACGGUGGAGAUCUUCAACAGCUUCGAGCUCGUGCUCGACCCCGUCUCCGGAAUCCUCGACCGCGCCUUCCUCGAGAAGAAGCAGGAGCUUUAUAAGAAGGUGUUCCCCGACUUCUACGUGCUGGGUUGGUACUCCACUGGGAGCGAUGUGCAGGACACUGACAUGCAAAUCCACAAAGACUUGAUGGAUGUUAACGAAAGUCCUGUUUAUCUUCUAUUAAAUCCUGCAAUCAACCUCUCCCAGAAGGAUCUCCCUGUGACUAUUUAUGAGAGUGAGUUGCACGUUAUCGACGGGAGUCCUCAGCUCAUCUUUGUCAGAUCAAAUUAUACAAUUGAGACUGUAGAGGCGGAGAGGAUAUCUGUAGACCAUGUUGCCCAUCUCAAACCAUCUGAUGGUGGCUCUGCAGCAACUCAGUUGGCUGCUCAUCUUACAGGAAUACACAGUGCCAUCAAGAUGCUCAAUAGCAGGGUCCGUGUUAUCCAUCAGUAUCUUGUUGCCAUGCAAAGGGGUGAGAUUCCAGUGGAUAACUCACUGCUUAGGCAAGUUUCAAGCCUUGUAAGAAGACUACCGGCUAUGGAGUCACAGAAAUUCCAAGAUGACUUCUUAAUGGAAUACAAUGACACUCUCCUUAUGACUUAUCUUGCAAUGUUCACCAACUGUUCAAGCACAAUGAAUGAGUUGGUCGAGAAGAUCAAUACUAGCUAUGAGAGACCCACUACCAGAAGAGGAGGCCGAGGUGCUUUCAUAUAAUUCACCUGCGUUGCUUCUGCUGCUGCUCUCAUCCGCGGAGAUUUUUGGAAAUAGUUUCUUGUAUCCCGAGGCUAUUUUCAUGCAAUCUACGGCUAUACAGCAGCUCUUGAGUUACUUAAAACUUCCUAUGUUCUCUUGGUUCGGUAGGGACUAGGCAAACAUGAUGAUUUGCUCGAUUCUGUGCGUAGGUGAUAAUCCCGCUUGUGCCGCAUGAUAUGUAAAGUUCAUCCUCUCACUAGCAAUUCUGUUUAAUUCGCAAAUGGAUAUUGAUGCUGGUUUGCGUACCUCACUGUGCUUAACAAAACCUUGAAAUCAAGCACCGCGCUAUUAUUGUUGUUGUCU